Molecule: messenger RNA, 2907 nt
Organism: Saccharomyces kudriavzevii IFO 1802
Lineage: Eukaryota; Fungi; Ascomycota; Saccharomycetes; Saccharomycetales; Saccharomycetaceae
Gene: GTA1
Product: Gta1p
Exons: 1
Coding region: 1-2907 (968 amino acids)
Source: RefSeq, a predicted model, not a curated record
AUGUCAGCCUCUCUAAUAACCACGGUUUUAGCAUGUCUGUGGCUUUUUUAUAGACUCUACAGGUUUCUCACCAUCCCCGUGUCCAGCAUUGUCUCCACGUUGAAGAUCAAGACUCCGCCGGCAACAAAGGUCUCUAUCGACAAGAUCGCCACGGAUUCAUUGACCAUCCACUGGGAAAACGAACCCGCUAAGGUGGAGAAGAAGAAUGCGGACGCAGACAGAAACUUCAUCUCUCACUAUUUACUGUACCUGAACAACACGCAGCUGGCCAUCUUCCCGAACAACCCGAACUCUCUUUACACAUGCUGCUCCAUCACGGGGCUCGAGGCAGAGACGCAGUACCAACUGGAUUUCAUAACGAUCAACAACAAGGGCUUCAUCAACAAGCUCCCCUCCAUAUACUGCAUGACGAAGGCCAGAGAAGCAAACGAGGCGCUGAAGACCAGAAAAUGGAGGAGAAACACAAUUACCUCGUCCACGGCUAUCCAGCCCACCAAUUUGAAGGCAGACCUGGGCUCGUUGACCUCGCACUACUCCUCUGUCUCCUUGUCCACUUUCGCAUCCAACAUAACGAAUAACAACACGGGCAUCAACGGGUCGAGCCUGCCCGCUUACACGUCUUUGACCACGUUAAAGGACUUGGAUCCGUUUUCCAUCGACGAUCUGAAAAAAAUCUUGAUUUGCGCUCAAGAGGAUUUGCACGAUGUUUUGUCGCAGCAAACCUCGCUUUUGCAGGAUUUCCAGGAGUCCAGAUCGGAGCUGGAGCUGGAGCUGGAUAACUUGAAGACCCAUUGGUCGCACGAGAUCGAUUUGCGCAAGUCGCUAAAGUCGAAUAUCAAGUCUCUGGAAAACUCUAAGCUGUUGACUGAUUUGAAGAUUGAAAAACUAAACAAGAAAGUUGAUAAAUCCAGGGAGAAAAUGUCGAAAAUGCGCAACGAUGUGGAAAACUGGGCCCGAGAAGAUACGCAACACCUGUCGAAGGAGACCAUAAAGGCGAAAUACCUCAAACUGUUAAGCGAAUCCAACGCCUCUGCGGCCAAGAUUAACGAAGAAGUCGAAUGUUUGCAAAACGAGGUUUCCAGAGUGGAGGAAUGCAACAAGAAAUUGAACGCCACUCGCAAGUCACUGGCCACGUCCAUUGUGGUCAACGUCAAUGCUGAAAAUGAGAAGCCCAUUGUCAGUGGAGAAUUAUCAGCCGUCCUGAAGAAACUCAUCGAUUUCACUCAAGAGAAAAACGGGUUUCUGAGUAGUUCCGGUGAAGAUUUCUUGUCCAAAUUGAAUACGGACUCGUCGUUGACUAAAUUGAUCAAGCAAGAACUAAGCAUCGACCAAGAUUUGGAGUCUAACUGGAAACUCCAAAGGUCAAAACUGCUGAAAAGAAUAAGCGUCUUAGAAAACCAAUUCAACGAAAUGAGCCUCAACAAUAGGUCAUUGAAAACAAAACUAAUGGUCCAACCAUACAAGAACAGCGGUGAUCCGCUUGCCGCCAGCAGUUCAAAUAAUUCUGCGGAAAAAAAUAGAAGUUCCGGGUCGAUUCAAUUGCCAUUGUCGAACAACAUGUCCAGGACCGGGUCUACAGACUUGGUAUCGAAUAACAACCAAAGCAUCAGCAAUAGCAACAGAGAUUCUGCUCUUCCAUUAAGGAUGCACUAUUCACCUUCAAACGAGCCCAUACAACCUUCAAGUAGCCUACUGAGCCAAUUGACACAGGACACUGAUAACAGAUCAAUGGGGCUUUCGAACCAAAUCCCAUCAAAUAACGAAAAUCAACAACAAUCUUCUUCAUAUUCACAUGCUUUACCCACAACUGCUAUUGCCAAUGCAACUGCAACAGCAGCCAAUGAAAACCAAAAGUCAAGUUUCUGGAACACCACCCAAUUCGCCCAACCAUCUCAUCAACAAGAACUAGAUCAAGCCUUCGAGUAUGAUAACGCUAACCAUUUGAUCAGUGGUCUGCAAAACAUGAUCUACGAUGAGGCAGACUAUCCCGAUAACAUAAGCAAUUACUCCAAGGGUUUCACCACCGAUGAGCUGGACAACUACUGGACUAAGCAGCAACCGCAAGCUCAAGCUCGUAGCACAAAGGAGAAUCUGUUCCCCGCCACUGCAACUCCCAUGUCAUCAUACAAGGCUAACUCUGCGUUAUCACCGUAUUCCAGUUCUCACUUAAGACAAAACUCCAACACCACCAAUACGAAUACGAUGCAUCCACAAAGUUUGUUGGCUGCCACCUUGAAUGAUCCUUCAUUGCAGAGUUUUGUGCGCGGGGGCACUUUCUACAAUGUAUCUCAAUCUGGGAACUCUUUGCACAGUAAUAUUAAUGGCCAUGAAUCAGGGAAUCUUAGUCCGAGAAUGUCGAGUGAUUUCAAUAUGCUGGUGCCCAAUUUGAGUCCACGGGCCUCAAACGAUGUACAUAUCGCACCAGGAAACAAUGCCACUUUAACAAUGAACCAUCAAACAACAACAACAACCGACAGCAACGCCUUAUUGAACAGAUUGCACGGAGUAGGUGACCAAGCGGACCUCAGUACGGCGACAUCUGCAGACUCUAACACGAGAAGGUCGUUCCAUGCAUCUUCACCAACCUUUAACUCCAUAUGGAAUUCGACUGCAAGUCAACUUUCACCUCCCUUAGAAAAAGAUCACCAACUUGAAGUCCCCGUAACUCCAAAAGUUCCUUCUAAGGACUCCUCUAAGCCGUCUCACAAGAGAAAUCAAAGCAACAGCAGCAUCUCGUCUGCAUGGUCCAAGUUCAAGCACAAGUCUACAUCAUCUUCUAGUAAUGCUGACGCGGAUAUCCAAGAUUCGUCAACCCCGUCCACCAGUCCGAGCGGUAGAAGGAUGUCGAAGCUUUUAUCCAAGAGUGGCAUGAAUAAUCUGUUCAAUCCACAUAGUCACGACUCAUGA